Molecule: messenger RNA, 378 nt
Organism: Neltuma alba
Lineage: Eukaryota; Viridiplantae; Streptophyta; Magnoliopsida; Fabales; Fabaceae
Exons: 1
Coding region: 1-378 (125 amino acids)
Molecular function (GO): protein binding
Source: RefSeq, a predicted model, not a curated record
AUGAGUUCGUUAGUUGGCGAGCAACAAGAAAAGCUGGAGAAACUACAAAGCGAUGGUUGGAGAGGCAAGUGGCUAGAAGUACUUGAAACGUGCAAACAAGAAAGCGCGCUACGCACAGCCAAGAUAACGAUGACAGGAGACUUCUUAGUUCAAGAAGAGAAAUGUCUCACUCAGAAUAAUUUGGUGGUUACAGUGGAUGGAGACAACGAGGAGAGCUCAAACAUGAACGUCAUCCUUGGGGCCGAGAAUGAUCGAAAGAACACUCCUCUGCACAUAGCAGCUUCAAUGGGGAAAGUUGCAAUAUGUAAGAAGUUAGGUCGUGCAAAUCCCUCUUUAAUUGCUAGACGUAACAUCGCCGGUGAGACACCGCUGUUUUAG